ACACUCAUAUUUAUUAAGCUACAAAUUUUACUCAAAUGCAAAUUUUCAAAAUAUUUUACAAAAUUGUAAAUUGUAAUUGCUAAAUUGUGGAAACUAGUGACGAAAACUCAUUCUGAAUUUUAAGAAUUGACUAAUAAAAAAAUACUAUUAUGCAGCCUUUAAAACAGAACUAUUCGUUCGACAUCAUUGUGACUAAAUCAAGUCUACAGCCCAACGAUGCCCAGGAGAGUACUAAUCCGUUCAAGUAUUGUAUUCGGCUUUUUAACAGUUCUAUAGAUGUGCCCCCAAAUCGACUGUUCGUUAAGCAUUUUCCAUCUUCCUCAUUGGGAGAGUUCGUUGCGAGUCCCUGUGAGCUCGUCGGUUCUCUCAGCGAAAGGGGUAUUAGCGUAACCAUAUACGAGAAUGACGAAAUGCUCGGUUGCGGCAACUGCAAGUUAUCCCCGUCGCUCCUGCGCAGGCUAGCAGAUCAGACAUUCAGUGUCAAUGAGGUGGUCCCUGUCCUGUUGGAGAAUAACAAGAAGCGUGUAGCUGAACUAGAUCUUAAUAUCAAAUUCAGCUCUACCCAGCCAGAUCUUGACACUCGCUUAUUGCCAUUUGGUUGUUAUGAUGUAUGUCGACCGCUGGACAAGUCAGUCAAUCCGCGUGACGUCAUUUUCACCUUGGGACGCUCCCACAGAUGCGCGGCGACGACGUGCAUCACAGACGAGCGCCUGAUGUCUCAUGCCGGAGCACCCUUCACCUGCAUGCACAAAAAGAUUGAACCAACUGGUAAGGAAUGUAGUUGCAUGGUAAAGGGCGUUAAGCCGCCACCAGAGCUGGAUGCCGCCAAGGAGCAGGAGCGUAAGCUGCUCAAGAAGCUGCUCGUCGAUCUGGAGAUUGACAAGGAGAAAGUGCCCACGCCACCGUCUGGAUAUGAGCGUUCCCGCCAAUACAAACGCCGCAAAGGCCACUCGAGCAGCGGUAGCAACUCGUAUCAUUCCAUCGACAGCUGUUUGGAUCCAGAAGUGAGGGAUGAGAGACAGAUACAGGAGUUGGAACUGGCACACAAACACGCACUGGGCGAGUGUCCAGUAAUUAAAGCACCGAAAGUGAAUGGCGUCAAGUAUACGCCCCCACAGAUCUGUCCGGUCUGCCAAGCGAACAUCACCUGGCUGCCCAGAGUCUCCGCCUGUCCCUACUGUGGCUACAAGCACUACGAGAUGGAGCCGGACAGUGAGCAGCCCUUUGAUGAGACGGCCACAGCUGCAGAGAUUGUGAACAAUCACUUUCUUAAUACCCGUGGCGAACAAAAGCGUUCCUCAUCUCCAUUACCUGUCAGUCUGACGUCCAAGGAGUGCACCUGUAAACAGGUUCAACGUCUUUGCACAAGAUGUCGCGUUCAGGAACUAUGCAGCACCACCAAGCUGCAAUCGAAACUGCAGCCCAAGUCGGAGACAGUGAAGAAGGCGCCAUCGACGACAUCGCAACGAUGCAAGGAGCUGGUGAAGAUCUUUACAGAGAUGCGUAAUUUUUACAGCGACAAGAAGCUGGAUAACAAGGCGAUGACUGAUAAACUCCUCAAAGAUUGCGACAAGGAGUGUCGCAAGGGCGCGAAGAAGAAGCGCCAUCGGCACACAUGUGUCAUGAAGAAGGCGCUCAAGGAUCUGGAGAAAAUCUAUCCGAGUAAAAAACCAAAAGCGAAAAGUCAAAAGAAAAAAAAGCGACGUGUUAAAUCAAAGCGAUACACGUUUCUUGUGCGCAAGGACAAUCUUCGACCAGAGGUAAAAACGCAUCACAGUUGCGCUCGUGAGUUAGGCAGGGUGCCCUGCCACAUGGGUUGGCUGUGGACCGCGAGCGAGCUGGGGCGGCACAGAUGCUGGAAGCCCGGUGCCAUCAAGAAACCCAUACGCGAGAUAAUGGCCUAUUUUCUGAGGGAUUAUCCGGCAGACAGAGUCGUCCAGUCACGCUUCCAUUACCGUCGCCAGCUGAAUCAGAAUGCGGCUGAUAACAAGGAACCCCUAAUUCAGCAUCCCACGCUGCACAUAACCAAGCAUCGUGAUGAAUAUGUCGUCACUCUCAGACCUCUCAAGGAACCCAAGACGCUAGCUAAGGCCGCCAAUCCGUAUGAGAACAUGAAACCAGUUGUCUUUCGCAUCUGCAAGGAUCCAAUUGCCAUGGGAAAACGGAACAUCAAGCUGGCUCUCAAAGAGCGGGGUUAUCCUGUGUGCACCUGCAAGCAGACAGUUUCCAAGUGCCACUGUCGCAGUCAUAUCGAUAAAAAGAUCUUUGCCCAAGAUGUGAAGAUGCUCAGCGAGGAGCAGGGAUGGACAGACAUAGGCGACACCUUCACCUACUCCGAUCUCAGUGAUAGUGACAGCGAUGACGAACUGGAAUUCGGAGUUACUCCACCGGCGGGUAUCGUUAAACCUGAGCGUCUCAGGAAACCCGAUCGCGUUAACUGCGAGACGCAGUACAACGAGAAUGACUGGGCCAUGCCCACCAUGUAUCCCCAUCCGGCCAGUGCCCUGGUACAGUACGGCGGCUGUGUAACUGGGGAACGCAAGAAUCGCUUCCCUUGGAUUCUGGGCAAGGGCUAUGUGCAUCGGGAGCCCAAGCCAGCCAAGAAGAUUAACAAACCAAAACAGAAAAAGAAAACGAAAUCGAGACUCAAGGGUGGUUUUGACGGUGCUUUCCAACAUGAAUACACUCAGUAUUCAGAUAUACAGCAACCCACAAAUGAUUGGCACAGGUCAAACCAAGAGCCAAGUCACAAAUUCUAUAAUUAUAAUAAUGGACCGAUGCAUAUUUAUUGAAAGAAAAUUAACCAAAAAUAUGUUUUGUCAAAUUUGAAAAAUCCACAUAAAAAGUUUGUAUUAGCUCCAUUUUAACCAUGAAAUUAGAUGUGGCUGGAUUAAAUGGUCUGUGAUUUUAAUAUAA
Drosophila grimshawi is the source of this 2916-nucleotide messenger RNA. RefSeq lists its product as uncharacterized. The record is from RefSeq and is a predicted model, not a curated record. NCBI's taxonomy places the organism in Eukaryota, Metazoa, Arthropoda, Insecta, Diptera, Drosophilidae. The coding region runs from base 150 to 2792 and encodes 880 amino acids. The transcript is spliced from 3 exons.